Cladophialophora immunda is the source of this 1509-nucleotide messenger RNA. RefSeq lists its product as uncharacterized. The transcript has a single exon. Bases 146 to 1183 code for a protein of 345 amino acids. Lineage: Eukaryota; Fungi; Ascomycota; Eurotiomycetes; Chaetothyriales; Herpotrichiellaceae. The record is from RefSeq and is a predicted model, not a curated record.
CACCCUUUCAACCUUGGGAACCAAUCCCAAAUUCUGCAGUUGAAUGCCUAUUGCAUAGAGGCCUACACACAACCAACGUAGAGGCUCCUUCGCACCUGUGCUCACCCACACCAUAGGCUGAUCGGGCGAUUAUCUCGGGGACGAAAUGUCUGACAAUCCCCCCACAGCCGCGACUGCAACCGCAACCGCAACCGGAGCGAGGUCGGCGUACCAGUACCAAGUCUACAAGCCGGAGCUGGAGCAGGUGCCGACCCAGAUCGCGACGCUGCUGGCCGAGUACGCGGGGAUCCCGGCGGCGGCGCAGAAGGAGCACAUCAAGACGGUGCGCGACCGGGCCUUCAAGUCGCACCCGUACCCGUGCCUGGGCCGGUGGCGGUUCCUCGAGCUCGACCUGUCCAGCCACCCGCUGUACCAGAGCCACAUCGUGCCGAUGCUGUCCAAGGACAAAGCAGCUGAAGGGGAGAAGACGGCCGACAAAGAUGGCAACAGGGACUGGAUCUUCCUCGACCUAGGCUGCUGCCUGGGGCAGGAUAUCCGCAAGCUAAUCUUCGACGGCGGCGACGCCAGCCGCAUCUACGGCGCGGACCUGCGCCCGGAGUUCAUCGAGGUUGGCUACGAGCUGUUCCGGGACGAGGACCGGCUGCCGCGCGCCCAGCACUUCGUCGCCCCGGCCGACGUGUUCGACUUCUCCCCCGAGAGCGAGCUGAGCAGGAAGUGCGACGGGCGCGUUGGCAUCUUGCACUCCACGUCCGUCUUUCACCUCUUCGACUGGGACCAGCAGGUCACCAUGGCGUGCCGAUGCUUGCAGCUGAUGACCACCACGAACGGCCGGGUGCUGAUCUGCGGGUGCCAGGUGGGCAACGAGCACCCCGGCGAGUUCCCCCGACGCCUGGGCGGGGGCUCGCGGUACAGGCACAAUGAGGAAAGCUGGAAGAAGAUGUGGGACGAGGUCGUCCGUCAAGAAUCCACAAAGUACAAGAUCCGGGCUAUCGAGGUCGGGGCGGUCAUGUUGGGGAGGAAUAUCGACCGCAUCAGAGAGGAAUUGGCGGCGCAACGUCAAGCUCAAGAGCAAGGGCAAGGGGCACGGGGGGAAGAAGAGGGGGAAAGCGAGUCUAGGUACCUUGGGAGGUUCGAGGAAGGGUUCAGGUGGAUGAAAUACUGGGUUUGGAUUGACUUCGCUUAGAAUCGAGAUCACGGUUCACGAAUUCUCCUCAACCCUCCUUUCGCUUGAGCUGAUAAGAGCAUCGUUGUUUUUGUUAUCACAAGCCUUCAAUAGGGCGAAUAACCCUCAGACAUCAAGGUUGGCAUCAUGACCCGAGGACAUGGUGGUUGUUUCGUUGAAGAGGUCAACCGCCGUCUUGGGACCCUGGUGGAGCAUUCGCACACUGCCAACAUGCCGUCAAGACUGGGCCUAUGUCCCGUGUGCAGAACUUCUUCGCCCGUGGGAUAAAGUAUCUAACCCACUUGAAAUGCAACUUCACUAAUUCUCUGAAGCUACUGCACGCUUGG